GUAUCAAUAACAAAAACAAUUAUCAAUAAAAAAUCAACUACGCAUACUAAGUGCAAUGAUUUGACUGUAAUGGCAAAUAGCUCCAGCUCCGAUGAAAGCUCCAAAGCACCUGAAAAUUUUCAAUUAUCAAGCGCAUCCACAAACGAGGACGAGGACGAUGUCAAUGUCUGUGAUGGCGUUGCUUACAGAAAGAAGCAUCCAAAUUGCGAUGUGCGCGUAAAGCCAACAGCUGGUGGCGCCUCCACAGGUCUGCGCUGUCCACUGUGUUGCAGGCACCAACGACGGCUCCAUUGUCGGACUUGUGUCAAAAAUGGAAAUAUUACCCAUAGUUCUGCUGAAGAAUCCGAAAGCCUUACGGAGAAACAGCAGAAAUAUAUAAACCUGCAGGCGGGCCUGAAGAACUACAGCAAUCGGUAUGAGCACCUCAUACAGCAGCAUAAGUGUAAAGAGAAUCGCAUGAUAGCGAUCCGUGCGAAACGGGAGCAGCUGCAGCUACUGCAACAGCUGAUCGGCAGCACAACGCAACGGCUGCAAAUGCUAAGCGAGCAGAGGGAUGAACUGCGUCAUGCCAAUGCUGAGAAACGCAAAAACCUGCCCAAGUAUCCCACCAAGGUGAAGAUGCUGGAAGACUAUGUGAUCGAUCGCUCUAUGCGCAUUGAUAAGCUGCGCCAACAGCACAUGAGUCUGUUAGACAGCAUCAAGCAGACAGCCCGCCGUGACAUCAAACAGCUUGUCACCUACAUAUUUCCCAUAUCGGAGGUUGUGCUGAAGGACGAGCAGCAGCGAAAGGUGUGCGCCGAGCGCAGUGAAGAUGCCGAAACAAUUGCAGCACUGGCCGAUGCCAAAAACACUUCAUAUAUACGCGGCAAAUGGGUGUUCCAUGGCAGCGGCAUCAGCGAAGUGCAAUAUCGCAUAGUGGGACCAUCGUUGCCCGCCAACGGCGACUACUCCGCCUAUCUUGACUGGCUGUCCGACAACAAGGACGAUGUGCCCAAAGCCACGGCCAAUGAGAUAACGCCCAGUCGACUGGAGGCCUAUCGCAUAGUUGGCGCACUCACCUACACGACACAGCUGACGCAGCUGCUCAGCUUCUAUCUGAAUGUGCGGCUGCCGCACAAGAUUGCCUACGGCGACUUCUGCCGCAAGCUGCUCAACGAGGAGCAGUUUCUGCGCAAGGUUUGUCGCCUUAACAACAACAUCAUGUAUCUGGCCUAUUCGCAACAAGUGAAGCUGCGCGCGCUCAACGAACAGCAUACGCUCGAAAAUAUACUGGCCAUCUUGGAUCUAGAUCGCAGCGAUUUGGGCCGUUACGGUCAUUUGGAUGUGACCAAUGCGCCGCUCAUGAAAUCCGUGGACUCGCUACUCAUUGGAAUUGAGACGACUACGGAAUCUGAAUCUGAAGAUGAGAGUUCGUUGCGUCUGGACUGGGAGGCAGUGCCGAGCGUCAGCGUGUCUCAACCAGAACUCACAGAGUCCAAUCUGAUACCUGCGGUGGCACAACAAUCCACCAUAGCCAUGGCGGCCAAUCGCAUCACCUCAAUGCUUCGCUGGAUCAAGUGAACCACUUACCUGGUUGCGUGCGUGUGUUAUAUCUCUUCAAAUAGGUUAGGUUGGUUUGGGCUCAAUGGGCCGUAGAGCGGGGAGCCUUCAUGAGAUAACCAUCCAUAGAAAUUAUGUAAAAUAUAACCAAUGGAAAUGUCUCCCCGAAUGUAUGAGAAUUAUUGUCACAGUUUUCUUGGGUGUUAAUGAUGGCUGCUGUUUUUAUGUGCAUAGAAGGAACUAAUUUUGAGUAGACUACGCGCUUUUGUUUUAUUUUUUAUU
This is a messenger RNA of Drosophila novamexicana, 1821 nucleotides long. It is a transcript of the gene Atg14, whose product is annotated as beclin 1-associated autophagy-related key regulator. Gene Ontology annotation, biological process: cellular response to starvation; mitophagy; autophagosome assembly. NCBI's taxonomy places the organism in Eukaryota, Metazoa, Arthropoda, Insecta, Diptera, Drosophilidae. The record is from RefSeq and is a predicted model, not a curated record. Gene Ontology annotation, cellular component: mitochondria-associated endoplasmic reticulum membrane contact site; autophagosome; extrinsic component of omegasome membrane. The coding region runs from base 70 to 1560 and encodes 496 amino acids. The transcript has 3 exons.